ACAUUUCCCAUCAUGCAGCUCUGACGUUUCUUCAGUCAGCGGUGACGUCCUCAGACCAGACUGAAGCAGCUGUUUGACUGUGACAUGUAUUCAUUUAAAUGAAGUUGUGUUACUGACAGCAGUGUAAGCAGCGCUGUGACAUCAGAGUCAUUCUGCAGUCACGAGGCUCAAACAAACUCUGCAGGGGUCACAACAAGGGUUCAUCUGGGCGUUGAACUCGGGACCUUUCACACCAGCAGUGAGAAUCGUACCCUCAGCUUUGGCUGCUUUUACUUUACUAGCUUAACCAUCAGCAGGGACACGCGAGCAGCCAGAAUAAGACUGCAGAAACCAGCCUGGAGGAGCUGGGACUCCUCUGAGUGUGUCCCAGCUCCGCCCUCUCAGCUGAUUUUAGCUAUAAUAGAGAUCCUCGUGGAUUUGUUCCAGCCUGGAGUCCAUCCGUGUGACUCGUUUUACUGAUUUACGUCUUCCAGAGUCGAUGGCGGAGCAGAACACAGAGGCGAAGCUGAAGAACCUCCUGAAGCAGGAGAAGAUCCAGCUGUGGAACCCCCCCUACACCGAGCAGGACCAGCAGCCGGGCCAGCAGCACAUGCAGGAGCUGGCGGAGCGCUACGCCCCCCUGGUGUGCCUGCCUGUGUCGGAGGUAGGGGGCGCUCUGGAGUCGAUCCGAGCUCAGGCGGUGAAGAGAGGCAAAGGAAACCAAACAUUCAGGGAGACGAACGUGGCGACGCUGGAGCUGCUGCUGCCCCGAGAUGCCAAGAAGGAUCCAAAGGUGAAGACUUACCUGGAGACGAGGCUGGACAUGUCGGUGCAGCAGGUGGUGGACAGGAUCGCAGAGGAGCACGGUCUCAGAAACAUCAAGCUGAUCCUGAAUGGGAGGACUCUGUCUGCAGAGCGGCGUCUGGACGAGCAGGGCGUGAAGAACCACAGCAAGAUGAUGGUGCUGAAGGUCAGCGACGCCGAGCUGAAGCAACAGCUGACGGAGGAGGAGGAGGAGAAGAGGAACCAGGAGGAGAGCAUCCAGAGGACCCAGAAAGGCUUCCAGAUCCUGUCUGAGAGAGAUGGCAGCGAGGACCCGGACACCACCCCGUUCCUGGAGAUCGCCGACCAGAAGGGAAACCCGCUGAAGAUCCCCCACAAGGAGAAGAAGGCUCUGAUCCUGGCCAUGGGUUUCCAUGAGAAGGGUCGCGCUCUGAUGAAGAGGAAGCAGUACGAUAACGCGCUGUGUCACCUGCUGCAGGCUGACCAGCAGUUCAGUAAGUGUGGCUCGGCCCUGCUCAGCUCGGUGGAUAACUACGCCGUGCUGCAGCUGGACAUCGUGUGGUGUUACUGGGCUCUGGAGGCGCUGUCCUGCCUGGACGACGGCCGGAGCCGCCUGCAGAGAGCCGAGGACUGUUUCCUGCGCUGUUACGGAGUGCAGCAGGAGAGGCUGCUCAUGAUCAAGGGGAACACGGGCAGAGAGGAGGUGCUGUUCCUCCGGCUGUACCUCCUUCAGAGUCUCCUCUCCUACAUCGAAGGAAACGACUCUCAGGCCCGACUGCUGCUCUCCAAAGUGGAGUCUCUGUACGCACGCCUCAGUCCGGACUCAGAGAAGAUGGCUCAGCUGAUGGCUCUGGGCUUCACCGAGAGAGAAGCUCGGCUGGGACUCCGAGCCUGUGGGGGGGACCUGCAGGAGGCCGCCAUCCACAUCAGCACCGGCCGACAGGAGCGAGAGGAGCUGAAGCAGAGGGAGAGGCAGAAGAGGAGGACGAGGAUGGAGGCCAUCUCCACCCUCGCAGAGCUCGGAUUCUCCCGGAGCGACGCCGCCCGCGCCCUGCACCACGCUGACGGGAACGUGGACAGAGCCUACGCCAUCCUGUUGGACUCCAGUCACGCUGCCCAGGCGACCAAUAACAACACAGAGGGCGGGGUCAGUCCGGAGAAGGUGGAGCAGCUGCUGUAUUUGGGUUUCGAGCGGGACUCGGCCGAAGCGGCUCUCAGAUUGACAGGUGGAGACGUUCAGUCAGCGACGCAGCUACUCCUGGACAACCAGGGCGUCCUCUCGCCAGAGCUGCUGUCCCCACCCUCCACGUCCUCCUCCUCUUCCUCCCCCUCCUCGGAGGAGCCCAGCACCUCCUCCAGUUCCCCAGAGGACAGCGAGCUGGUGAACGAGGUGCUGGAGGACAUCGCCCACCACGAGGAGGACUACCUGGACCUGACGCUGGAGGAGGAGAACGAGCUCAUCGCCGCCAUGAAGGCCUACCUGUGCCGCGAGCCCACCCAAACUGUGUGACGCGCUCAGGUCUGGGUGGAGAGUGUGGACGAUGCGAUGAAGACACACACACACACGUACGUCCUGGUGGUUGGUGUGUGAUGCUCAGCGAUGUGCAAAAGUGGAGCGAGUAACGACUCCAUCCGUUCAGCAAUAACUCAGCUUCCUGCAGCUCAAGGACUCUCAGUGUGAUCAGUUUAAUCCGUGAAUUCAGCGCUUGUGACGAGGUUUGAUCCAAGUCUUGUUUUCAGUUCUUUGAAUCAGUUCUUUUAAUCAGUCGAGUUUCAGUUCUUUGAAUCAGUUCUUUGAAUCAGAGUGGGCUGUUUAGUUUGUGAUCUGAGGAGAUUUUCUGUUCAUUCAUUUGUUCUGAUGGAACCAAUAAAAACAAAAUGAAGCUUU
Molecule: messenger RNA, 2650 nt
Organism: Archocentrus centrarchus (flier cichlid)
Lineage: Eukaryota; Metazoa; Chordata; Actinopteri; Cichliformes; Cichlidae
Gene: nub1
Product: negative regulator of ubiquitin-like proteins 1
Exons: 14
Coding region: 479-2272 (597 amino acids)
Biological process (GO): regulation of ubiquitin-dependent protein catabolic process
Molecular function (GO): protein binding
Source: RefSeq, a predicted model, not a curated record